UAAUUUAAUGUACCACAGUUUGUAUUCAACAUAUUGGGUAACAAAUGCCGAACGACGUAGUCUGCGUCGAGCGACACUGAUUACCGAUUAUAAGAGCAAUGGAAAUAAGGGUCUUGUAUUACUAAAACAAUAAUGCCCAGGCAAUAGUGUGUGUGCAAUUGGUGAACGCGAACGUAUACAUUUGAGUUUGUAUAAAUUUGAGUGACUUUCGUUGCCUUGAAAAUGAUUGAGAACGUGUCGCAGCCUGUGAGCACUGCAACGGAAAGUCUUAAUGCUGCCCGUAACAUUAUACCUAAUCAAGAGUACCUCUUACAAGGCAGUGUUAUGGAUUCAGCUGUGGAAGUUCUUUUGCACAGGCUGAGGGGAUUAUGUGAUAACGUAGAUAGCGGGCCAGAACCGUUCUAUGAUCAUGAAAUGUGUUUUAGUAUAAGAGGCGCAGGCUCCAUGCAGCCAUUAUUAUUACGUGUGCGAAGAGCUUUGGACUACCAAGAUAUGCCCUGGCAGUUGAGAUACAUUGGUCAGCCAGAGAUUGGUGACAAAUCAAGGCCUACUAUAGUACGUAAUAGCAUUGAUAUUGGGACAAGUGCAACUGUUGUGGAAUUCCUUACAGAAUUGGGAUGUCGCAUGGAUUUUGAAUACAUUGUCCGAGGUUACAUGUUCCGUAAAGGCCGAAUGAAGAUUACAGUUUCAAAAAUUUUUAAGUCUGGGCAAGGAAAACCUUUGGAUAAUAUGGAGGCUCUAUCUCAAUCUUACUUGGUUGAGUUGAGUGUGUUGGCUCCCAGUGGUCAAGAUGCCAUUGCAGAGGACAUGCGCAGUUUUGCAGAGCAGUUGCGACCACUUGUCCAGUUGGAGAAAGUUGAUUGCAAGAGGUUACAACAUGUGCCCUAACUUGUCUGCAUAUCAUUUAUCAACUCUAGAUUCUUCUCAAUUGUGAAACAGUGUGACUACUUCCCAUAACUUAGUGCAAAUCAUAAGGUUUUCUUACAUGUGAGUGUAAUUUAAUAUUACAUUAUAUCUAAAAGGACAUUCUCAUCGCAGUAUUUCCAAGUUAAUAACAAUGUCUUCCAUAAUUAAAAUAAAAGGGCACAUACUAUGUGGAGGAGAUAUCAUCAAUUGCUAUUGGGUGUUAAUUUGUAUUAAGUGUUCAUUUAUUUGAUCUUUAUUUUUCAGUAGUUUCAAAUACUGUCACUUUAUAAAGACUGUUUGAUUAUAAUUUUUAUUUAUUGAUUAAUAUUGAGAAAUAAACAUUUUUCCAAUGUUUAUUUUUAAACAUUGUGAACAAACACUUAUUAAUCAUUUUACAUUAUACCUUGAAGCUUUUGAAACUUAUUCGUUUUAUAUGUUACUGGUUUCUAGCCCAAAAAAAUCAAUGAAGAAACAUAAAUUAUUAUUUC
Messenger RNA from Gryllus bimaculatus (two-spotted cricket), 1394 nucleotides. Lineage: Eukaryota; Metazoa; Arthropoda; Insecta; Orthoptera; Gryllidae. The record is from the annotation of a GenBank genome assembly.